UCAAGCUGUAGAGAAUUGGUUGACGGCCGGUGACAAUAAUGGGCAAAUAUCCGAAGACCGUUGGAUCCAUCCUCGACCGCGAUCGGGUGUGGGCUUACCAGGAGAUCAUGGCGGAAGCCCUGAUCGUUAUGUGGUUUUCGUUGCACAUUACCCUGAAGUUUGGCACACGCUUCUUUCCUGAGUGGCGGAACACGCGCGUCGAUCCCGAAGUACAGACCGAUCUGGACAACCUUCUGGCAAGACUGGGUUAUGCGGAUGUGUGGCACGCCGGUAGUGGUGGAUGCUUUAGCGAUCGAGAGAGUUCCGGUGACAAAGCCAAGCACACAGCCCUAUUCCCAGAAUGUUCUCGGUUUUACGUACUGCCAAUUAAAUUCGCAACUUCAUCAAUAUGGUUAUUUGCUGUUUUGAUUAAUACCGUGCCAGUGAAAUUCGCCCUUCCUUCGGCUGAUAGCCUCGGACAUGCAUGGAAGUCGUGGAAACGAUACUAUUCAGCUUAUGCCGGCACCGGAGCCGGUGGAACGUACUGUGUUAAUUACAGAACGGGCAUGGAAUAUCCCCAGGCAAUCCUGUCACACUGGAUGGAUUUGGGGUAUCCGCAGUGGAGGACCCGCCAUCCAGCACUGCUGUCUCUGUUCUCCACCGAUUAUUCAUCACUGUCAUCCGGGUUCCUUCGAGAGUGGAUCCGGUCGCAGUUUCUUCUGAAUGCUAUACCAUUGAUAAUCAUUUUCAGCAUUAUGUCGAUUGUGUUAUGGCCCUACAUGCGGUGUGAUGCGGGAGAAGAUCACAGCAGUGCAUCCACACCGGGUGGAAGCGAGGCUGGUUCAGGCGCAAAGUUAUUGGAAGCGGUGGGCAGUGACGACGACGAUUUUCAUCUCGACCUGGAUGGGGAGUGUUUCGCGACAUUCACCGUUGUCCCAGUGGAGAAUACGUCGGAUGGUCCAGGAAAGCACCAUGACUGUGCGUGUUCCUGGAGCGCCGGCAUCGUCGCAAUCCUGGUGGUCUUGAUUAAGCGCUUCAUGUGCUGGAUCUUUCUGCCCUAUCCGCUGGUACAGCUGCUUGUUCCGGAGCCGUUGCAGCUGUUGGCGCUCAUGUUACUGCUAACCGCGUACGGAGCCUGGAUUUAUUGGAAACUCCUACACAAUAUUCUCCAAUUCCACAAGGAAACAUAUACGGGAACUCCAACCAAUAGUCAGCCAUGGUGGACGGACAUCAUGUCUUGAUCUAUGAUCUAUCUAAUUCUGCAUUACGUAUUAAUUCUCUACGCCUACAGCUAGUAAAACUUGCUAAUACAAUAUUCAAAGCUAGAAAUAAUUUUCGCUGAAAAUAACUAAUUAUUGUAUGCCACACACUGUAUUCAUAA
Paramacrobiotus metropolitanus is the source of this 1360-nucleotide messenger RNA. RefSeq lists its product as uncharacterized. The transcript is spliced from 4 exons. The record is from RefSeq and is a predicted model, not a curated record. The coding region runs from base 39 to 1220 and encodes 393 amino acids. Lineage: Eukaryota; Metazoa; Tardigrada; Eutardigrada; Parachela; Macrobiotidae.